Molecule: messenger RNA, 867 nt
Organism: Necator americanus (New World hookworm)
Lineage: Eukaryota; Metazoa; Nematoda; Chromadorea; Rhabditida; Ancylostomatidae
Exons: 10
Coding region: 1-867 (288 amino acids)
Molecular function (GO): electron transfer activity; heme binding
Source: RefSeq, a predicted model, not a curated record
AUGCGUCGACUAUUAUUUGGCCUUCUUUUGACAGUAACCUGUUCUGCUCAAUUCUUUAAUGAAGAUAUCGUGAAAUAUGGUCAAACGUUGUUCAACGACUGUACCACAUGUCAUCUAGAGGAAGCUGUGAAGCAGCAUCCUGACCUCAUGGAAACGGUGGUAUCAAAAAUUCCAAUACUUCCCAGUGUGUUUCGAGCAGACGCCUUGAUAAUGGUUAGACGAUGGGAGAAGAAAAUUGUUGAGAGUCCAGCUUCCGAUUGUCGAAAAAUCUGCGAGACGCUGGAGACGAAUACUACGGGAUGCGGUAUGAUUCUCACUUUGAGCGAACAUAUGUCGAAAUUUCUGAUCGCUAUUCAAGAGGAGACUAAGAAAAUUUGCAACGAUGAAAGGAAAUGUCUCGAGCAACAACGUGACAACAUUCUGCUGAUCAGCGCAACAAUCAAGGAUAUCAUUCGUGCUUUGGCCUCAGCGUUUGAUCCUCAAAACCGCUGCGAUGUAGACGGAUCAUCUUCAGCAUUGGGAAAUUUCGAAUUAUCAAAACUCUAUACAAAUGGGCAAUUUCUAAACUGUCAACUAUGCUACUCGUUCUUGCAGUUUCUUGACACUGCCAUAGCCGGUGGCCAGACAAAUACCUCCAAGACGAUCCUUAAUGCGAUCGGUGUAGCAGCUCAGGAUGUUUGUGUCGCCAUAAAUUUACCUGCUCUUCUGCAUCUUCUGGUUCCUGCGCUUGGAGAUCUCCAGUGCACUGUUAUGCCCGAGGUCAUCAUCUUCGUGUUCCAAUUUGUCAUUUCUCCAAAACUCGGCGCAGAAGCUCAGCAAACAUGUUCGGCUCUUUACUCCUACUGCAGUGAUGUGUUCGAUCAAUGA